Molecule: messenger RNA, 7148 nt
Organism: Bursaphelenchus xylophilus (pine wood nematode)
Lineage: Eukaryota; Metazoa; Nematoda; Chromadorea; Rhabditida; Aphelenchoididae
Source: the annotation of a GenBank genome assembly
AUGCGCAGCAAAAGCGUGGACCGCGGGGCGCGAAUAAAAGUGGGCGGGGCCGAGUGGUGGUGGAACCACGGCCCGAACCGCAGCACGGCCGAGGACGCCCCCGCGGAGCCGGAGGACCCGUUGCAGGCCCAGCUCGACCGUCUCUACCGUCGAAUCCUCAUGUCCGCCAAGAGUUCGCGACGCUCCUCGCGACGCGGCAGCUUGUUGGAGAACCCGUUCGCGCCCCAACAACCCAAAACCUCGCCGCAUUUUGUGCAUGUGCAAGAGAACGGUACUGGUUACUGCUGUUGUGGUAGUCGUUUUAGUCGGAUUUCUUCUUUUUUCGUUUUUUUUUCCUUUUUUUCACUUUUUGCUAUGUAAGCACGCUUUGUUGCAUUUUUAUUCGUUUUUUUGAAAUUUGAUUUAAUUUGCUCGAGGCUAAAUUCCCCUCAGGCUUUUGACGUGCCAUGAUCUUUAUUUGUGGCUUCCCUUUUGGCCAUUUCACUCGUUUAGUAUUGCUUAUUUUCUCAAAACUUUUCUUCCACUAGAUUUGCAUUGCAAAUGUACAUAGUUUGGUCAAUUUUAAAACAAUAAUUACUCGUUCUCUUUUACAAAUUAAUUGUAAAAUCGUAGGACUCAUAGACAUUAUAGGACCGCGAAUUUUGUGAGGACAGGAGAAGUGUAAGAUUAUACUUAUGUAGACGCGAAAGUAAAACGAAGGCAGAUUUGGAAUUGAGCGGCUAAUAGUGUAAACAGAGGUAUAAGAAGGAUACUAAAGAAGACGCAAGGAUUUUUGAGACACCACGGCAGAACUGAGAUUAAAUUUUUCAUUUUUUUCAGACGUAAGAAAGCCUUCUAACGAAAAGGUCAGAAAACUGUCCAAAACACAAACUGUUUACAGGAGAAGUUUCUUAUUUUUAGUGGAGACAUGCCGAUUUUCGUCAAUAUUUUCUUAUCGGUUAGCAGCUAACCACAAAUGCACAAGUCUCUGUGAGUUUUAGGUUUCGUUUUCCAGCUAUAUGCCGUUGGAAAACCGCGGCAGUUGAGAUAUUAAAAGUCGUCAAUGCGAGGGAGCGCCAGAAAUGAAGAGAGUCGGCCAGAUAAAAAGCGGCUUUAAUCCAUAACUUACCCAUUUCUGCAAGGAUGAAGAUGAUUUUUUGCAGAAAUUGUACACUAAACAAAUAGUCGGACCAAAAAUUUUUAAACCAAAAUUAUAAAAAAAGUCAUCUUUAACUGUUUCUGAUCCAAAACUCUCUGUGUUUUUCGUUAUUCUGAUUGCUAUAAUAAAAUGUUCCUAAUGAACAAAAUUCCAGAAGUUUUGGUUUAUUUUUCUGAAUCUUCGACUUAUUGAACUCAAAUUAUAGUCCUUUCCUAAAUCCAGUUCCAAACUAUUGGUUCAAACACUCCUCUUUUUUUGUUUGGAUUUCUCUUUUUUACAUCCACGUCUAUGGCCACUUCAUUUCCACUUGUAUUUGCACUCAAUUUUUGCAAAUUUCUAUACGCAAAUUCCUCUUGUCUGCGAAAAAAGGAGCAAAAACUUUUUUGGACGUCACAAGUCCCUUCUGCAUAACAUAUUAUAAACCCCUGAGGCAAUUACAUUUUUAUUUUCAACUAGUUUUAAGGAUAUUUUUGAAUUUUGUUUCGGUUUCCAGACUCAAUAAAUCUUCUGUUUAUGGCCUUAAAAUAAGGUCAUGAAAUGAUUUCUUGACUUUUUGCGGCCGAAAAAAGGGAAAAUUUAAUAAAAUUUAGGGGAUAUUUCCGGAAACAUUUGUAGGGGAAUGUCAAGACAUGACGAUAUUUGAUACUAACAAGUUUUUUCAAUCUUCAGGGUAAUUAAUUAAUGGAAAAACGGGUUUCCUCUGACUGCUCUCCUGAUUUGCCACACUCUCUGCAAGAUUUUCAGCUUUCGGAGAAAAUUUCGCCUACGCUUGUAAAGCGCAAGCUAAAUUUUUUUUUAAUUUUUUGCCUAGUCUCAACGAGUGUACAAAAUUGACGACAGUCGUGGCUUUGAUAGCGUUUUUUUUUUACAAAUUUUGAGCCGUUUCCUUUCUAUGACAAACAAAUCUCCUUUGCCCCAAAAUUUCUUCAAGCAGUGUGCCUUAAACUUUUUGAUUUUUCAAUAGCAAAUUGCAAUCUUUCGCACCUCCAUUUUAACUGAUGCUCAACGUUUCUAUCACUCUCCUGAUCUCACGAUUUCUGACGUCCUUUCCCCCCGUGUUUCUGUUCCUAUAAGUUACAGUUCAAGGCGUUGUCGAGGCCUCGAAGGUGUCUUCCCCUGACAAUUCCAAUGUUUUGUUUGUCUUUGACUGUUUCCCCGGAUCCCACUAAAUCCCCGCAGGGAACAACGCAAAAAUAUAAAAUUAAGAGGCUUAAAGUUUUGUUUCAACCGCGUAAUUAGAGGGGUUGAUUUUGGGUCUUAAUCUUAUGAACCUUACGAAAGGUGACCUCCAAUAAUAAAUAUUUAAAGUUUUUAGCUUACGCUUUGUGAAACCACAAAAAUGUUCCAAUAGGAAGUCACAAAAAAAAUUUUAAAAAUUCUUUUUUUAAAAAGAAAAAAAUUUGGCUACAGGCGUAGGAGUACAACUGCUGAUUUUGUGUGCGCACCUGGAAAAAGGGCAAAUCGAAGUUAAGAUUUUUAACGAUUGGUAGGUUAUGAUGCAAUAUUUUUAUCAAAGAAUGUCCUUGCAUUAAAUUAGAAUUUUUUUCGUUUUUGCCCAAGCCCUCAUCGAAAUUUGAAAAUUUUUUAAAAAAAAUUCCCUCCUUUAUAAUUACUGCGUUUUCAAAAUUACAUCGGUCAACUCAUAUAACAUCACAGAGUAAUUUUACAUAAAAAAAUAUUAUAAUUUCCGCUCUUUGCACUAUUUUUACUUUUCCUAAAUUUGUGUAAUUUUGAGUUCGUUCUGCACUUUUUAUUUAUGUAGUUUUGUAGUAGUUUAACUAAUUUUUAAUUACAUAUGUCAUUUCAGUUUUAGGCAGUGCACUGCCUUCCAGCCCCGUCUCCAACGGCCUCAGCUCACCGACUUCGGUGCAUUCUGUAACCACGGCGACUUACAACGGAAAUGCUGCGAAGUAAGGAUACAUUGACAAAAAAAUAACGAUGCUCGAGAUGCAAGGCUUAAAUUUUCUUCAAAUUUUGUAUAUACUGACUAUCUAGGGCACAUAUCUAUUCUUGAAAAUUUUAACUCGCUCUUAUCAACCUCAGCCUAGAUAUUGAGCAGUUUUUGGAUGCAAUGCUUAGCUCCUUUUUACUCAAAAAUCCAAUUUUCAGGCCCCAGCGACGCCAAUCGUUCCUGGGAUCGCUGUUUUCGGGUUCAAAGGAACGUCUAAACCAACCCUCCCUCUACUCCAAUGGCUACAGUCCGGCUUUAAACAAUAAUAAUCUAAAUAAUAAUAACGGAACAACCCCUUCCUCCACUUCUUCUGGAUACUGGUCUUCCUCUCGACAGUCCUCUCCGCGCACAGAAUACCCGUAUUCGGGAGCGCUGGGAAGGCAAAGAGCCUCGUCGGCUUCAGUUCAAUAUGUCCAAAGUGUGGUGGAGCAUCGGCCAAGCACCGCGAAAGAAGCGGCGUUGGAAACAUUCUCUGUGAUUGCGCAAAAGAGGAUCUGUGUGGUCAGGAAGUUCGGAAGUCAUGUGGAUAAUCAUGUAAGCUCUUUGAAAGUGGUCCCUUGUAACUAUAACUAUAAUAUACAAUCUCACAAUGCUCCAUAAUCCUUUUAGUCAUCAUUUUACCGUUCCAUUUUUAGGUGACAUCCCUCCUGGAUCGCCUGGGCCGCGACGCCAACACCGAAGCCACUUACCUCACCGUUGAUCAGCAGACUGGCGCCGAGAUCUUGGAUGCCGUCCAGCGACCUGGACUGCCGUUGGUCUUCAUCAACGGGGACUGCGUCGGCGGGAUCAAUGAGAUGAGGACAUUGCAUCGGACAGGAUACCUGGCAGAAGCACUAACCCCACACGAUUAUGAUCUGAUCGUUCUUGGGGGAGGUGCUGGAGGACUGGCUGCUGCUAAGGUGGGUGUUUGGCCUCUUGGAAAAGACUUGAAUUUUAUGUAUUUGUAUAUCAACUUUUUAUGACCUUGAAUACAACAAAAUCUUUGGAAUUCUGGAAAGGCAAAAAACCAAAAAUUGUAAAAGUAGAACUUAUGAAAAAAAACAAGGUCAAGGGAAGAAAGUUUCGAGAAUUUUCACAGUGUACAUUAGAUAUUUUUCUAUUAUUUUGUCAUCCAAUACCUCCAAAUUCAAGUUAUAUUUAACGAAUCCUUCCAAUCCGCUAAAGCCCUGAUUAGCGAUCCAUUAAAACGUAUCUUCAGGAAGCUGCCAGCCUUGGCAAACGCGUCGCCUGCCUCAAUUACAUCCCUGGCCAAGAAACGGGCGAAUCGAGACCCACUGCGUCCUUGAUUAAUAUCGACCGAAUCCCGAAGAAGAUCGUUCAACAAGCAGCUCUUAUUGGGAAUACAAUGAGUAAGUUAUGGGUACUUUUUAAUGAUCUUCUGGUCUUCAGAGAAUGCCGAGAAGUAUGGAUGGAAAAUCAAGGACAAAGAAGAGCAGGCAAACUUUAACUGGAAAACGUUGAGAGGACUGCUUCAGGAGCACGUUAAUGAGAUAAAUAAGGAGAACCAACAGAGCUUGACCGAUAGCAAGGUAGGAUUAUUUUACUGUCGAUUGGAGUGAGGGUCAGUCAUUUAGACAACAAGCUUGACGGGGGUUUUUUUUGAUAAUAUUAUAUUUCUGAUGACUAAACUAUAUAAACUUCCAGGAUACAAAAAAAAAUUUAAAUUCAUGGCGUUGAUUGUACUGAAAAUUAAAAGAAUACUCUUUUUGAAGCCGCUGGUUUUUGUUAACAGGGGAAGUACUCCAAGUGCGACGCUCAGAUUUUGAUGAAACUUGGCACAAAUUUAGAAUAUUUUUUUCUAAGAUAUAUGCGAGAAUCCUAGCUCGCGCUUUGCAGAAACAACCGAGAUUUUUAUAUCGAAAGUCGGCCAAAAUUUUGGCGUUUUUGCCGAAUUUUGGCACGAAAAUUUUCAUGCCUAUUUCUACCGUAAAGGAUAAUGUUUCUACAAAAAAUCAAAAUUUUCCGCACGAAACUGCCAAAGUUAUGGCCAAAAGCGGUUUUCUCUCUGACCGCUCUCCACGUUUAGCGUGCUCUCUCGGCCGCAAAGAUCGUUCAAUAUCUCGGCUUUGCCUUCAAAGCGCGAGUGCAAACUUUGAGGAAUUGAUAUUUAGUCUAUGCCCGAAGUGUGUGCAAAAUUUUUAAAAAAUCUGAGCGUCGCACUUGGAGUACUUCCCUUGCAAGGUUUUUUGGUACUUUUCAAAAUAUUGGAUAACGUCAUGGAUAACUUGAGUUUUCGUUUUUCCUUACAAUUUCAAUAAGAUCUGCAAAAAUCUAUUUUGAGCCUGUUUGAGACCAUUUGCAGGUGACCUACCUAAAUGAGCACGGAAUUUUCAACGGAACUCAUCAAGUCCUUCUCCAAGACAACAGAACCCUUUCGGCCGAUCGUUUUAUGCUCGCUGUUGGCCUCAAAUCCAAGCUUCCGCAACUCAAAAACGCCGUCGAUUGUUGCAUCGGAGCCGACGAAUUGUUCGCGCAGACGCAGAACCCCGGCAAGACCUUGUGUAUUGGAGAUUCUUACGUUUCUCUGGAGAUUGCCGGCUUCCUAAAUGCCCUGGGAAAUGAUGUAACAGUCCUACUCAGGUCGACUGUGAUCCGAGGGUUCGACGAGGAGGUCGCGGAGAAGAUUCAGAGACAUAUGGAGAGCUGUGGAGUCAAGUUUAUGACGUAAGUUGAUAUCAUCCUUGGCAGAAAUUGUUUUUUUUUGCUAAAAUUGGACUUUUUUAGUGGAAUUACAACGAAAUUGGAGAGGAAACAGCCUCGAACAGAUGAAUCACCGGGCAUUGUGACAGUGUCCGGCGAGCAAUCACUUCCCGACGGCGCCACUGAAGAAUUCGAAAUCGAUUUUAACACUGUAAGCAGACGAUUGUGUCAUAGAUAAUAUAAAAAUUAUAAUUUUAGGUGCUAUCAGCCGCCCAAAGAGAGCCAAGGACCACGAAUCUGAAUUUCCAAAAACCCAAUAUUAAAUUGAGCACCUCCGGCAAGGUGUUGGGACGGCAUGAGCAGUCGCAAACAGCCCCUCAUGUGUACACGGUGGGCGAUGUGCUGGAAGGAGCUAUGGAAUUCUCUCCGGUCUCAACUCAUUCCGCCAAAUUACUGAUGAGAAGACUGUAUUUGGUGAGUUUUGAGAGGAUUUUGGCUGUUUUAGGCUGCAAAAACAAAUGUUUAUAGUAUUAUCUAUGAUGAAUUUUAGGGCUCAAUGGAAAGAACUGACUACGAGCGAGUCCUAAUUUCCGUCCUGACCCCUCUGGAGUUCUGUUCUUGUGGGCUGAGUGAAAGAGAAGCGGCGCAGCACUUUGGAUCCGAGAACAUUACAGUUUAUACAUCCCCUAUCACCACAAUGGACGCUACAGUACCCGGGGACUGGCAGAAGUACGCUUUCUGCAAAGCGGUCUUCUUUAAAACCGAAAAUGUAAGUUCGGAGGGACUGUGUGCUAUUCUAGGAGUGAGAGGGGGAAUCAGUUAUAUGGAAAGUUUUUGCGAAAAUUUUUUUUGGCUAAAAAAGAUUAAAAAAAAUGAAAUUUACAGGGGAAGUACCUCAAGUGCGACGCGUAGAUUUUGAUGCGUCGCACUUACGGUGCUUCCCUUGUUAGUACCAAAAAGCAUCGCUGGGGCAAGUAAUUAAUACUUCUGACUUUGAAACAACGAUUUUGCUCGUGAAGUUCCGGCAAAAGUUUCUUUUUUUGUCUGUCCGACUCUCUACGUUUUGCGUACUCUCUCACAGAUCGUUGAAUAUCUCGUCGUGGAAUAUUUAAUUUUUUUGAAAAAAUUCGUAUUUUAGGAGCGUCUGGUGGGCUUCCAAGUCCUCGCGCCAAACGCCUCCGAAAUCUCCACGGGAUUUGCAAUGUGCCUCAAAUUAAAUGCCAAAAGGAAAGACUUUGAUCAACUACUGGCCGUCCAUCCGACCGCCUCGGAGGUAAGAAAUUGAUAAUUGAAAUUUCACUUUUUAAAAAAAAAUUUACAUUUUUUUAAACGAUGGAUUGAUAUAUGAAAUUGUAUAAUUUUCAGGCCUUCACUCGCCUCGAACUCCGCCAAAUCGAAGCCAAGAUGGCGACAUUUUGA